This is a messenger RNA of Suhomyces tanzawaensis NRRL Y-17324, 1197 nucleotides long. RefSeq names its product Utr2p (gene UTR2). The annotation marks the transcript as partial. Gene Ontology annotation, biological process: fungal-type cell wall organization; carbohydrate metabolic process. The transcript has a single exon. The record is from RefSeq and is a predicted model, not a curated record. Gene Ontology annotation, cellular component: fungal-type cell wall. Lineage: Eukaryota; Fungi; Ascomycota; Pichiomycetes; Serinales; Debaryomycetaceae. Gene Ontology annotation, molecular function: glycosyltransferase activity; hydrolase activity, hydrolyzing O-glycosyl compounds.
AUCUCUUGUAACAGCACCAACCCCUGUCCCGAAUCCGCUCCAUGUUGCUCCCAAUACGGUAUUUGUGGUACUGGUAACCUCUGUGCCAACGGUUGUAUCAUUAAGAACUCCUACAACUUGACUUCAUGUCUUCCAAUGCCAAGAAUGGGCUCGUUCGAGACCCAGUUCGACUCCCUCGACAAGUUGCAAGUGUCUAUCGACUACUUGGGUAACUCGUCUGCCGUUGACUGGUUGUACUCAGGAUGGGUCGACAUCCACGACGACGCCUUGUUGAUGGAAAUGCCACAAUAUUCCGGUGGUUCUGUUGUCAGUUCCACCAAGUACUUGUUGUACGGUAAGGUUUCUGCCACCAUCAAGAGUUCUCACUUGCAAGGUGUGAUCACUUCCUUCAUUACCUACUCGGAUCUCGAGGAUGAAAUCGAUUUCGAGUUCGUUGGUUACGACACCACUCAAGUCCAAACCAACUACUACUCUCAAGGUGCUUUGGAUUACACCAAGGGCCACAACUCUUCCACUUCUGACACCAUGGCCAACUGGCACACUUACACCAUUGACUGGCAAGAAGACAAGAUCGACUGGUACAUCGAUGGUGACAAGAUCAGAACCCUUGACAAGGCUUCCACCCACAACUCGACCGACAACACCUAUGCCUUCCCUCAAACUCCAUCCAGAAUCCAAAUGUCUCUUUGGCCAGGUGGUAAUGCCACCAGUCCUAUCGGUACCAGAGCUUGGGCCGGUGGUGAGAUCGACUGGGACUCCAAGGACAUCCAAGACAAUGGUUACUACUAUGCUUACCUUAAAAACGUCACCGUCGAGGCUUAUGACUUACCAAGCGGCAUUGGCAGAGACACUUCUGGUGGUAACAGCAGCAAGUUCGACACUUACGUCGUUAACAGCACCCAUGGUACCCAAUCAAACAUUAUGAUCUCUAACAGAGAAACCAUCCUUGGUGACGAAGAUGGCACUGGUUUUGACAGAAAGCUCGACAAGCUCCAAUCCUCAUCUGCUUCUGCCUCCUCAUCUGCUUCUUCCUCUGGCUCCAGAUCUUCCUCUGGUUCUGCCUCUACCACUGCUUCUAGAAGUGGUGCUUCCGGUUCUUCCACCCAGUCUGGUGCUAGAACCACUAGUACCAACACCAGCUCCGCCAACGGUGACUUCGCCCAAAACUCGGCCUCAGCAUCUGGUUCUUCCAGCAAU